GCACUGACUGGCAGCACUGCUGGGCUGCACUGGUGGGUGGGCACAGGUGGGUGGCACUGGUGGGCACAGGUGGGUGGCACUGGUGGGUACAGGUGGGUGGGCACAGGUGGGUGGCACUGCUGGGCACAUGUAGGUGGCACUGCAGAGUGGCACAGGUGGGUGCACUGCUGGGCACAGGUGGGGGCACUGCUGGGCACAGGCGGGGGCACUGCUGGGAACGGGUGGGCGGGGCUAGUGGGCGCACUGCUGGGCGGAACUUGCGGGUGUCACUGCUGGGCACCG
Molecule: messenger RNA, 282 nt
Organism: Staurois parvus
Lineage: Eukaryota; Metazoa; Chordata; Amphibia; Anura; Ranidae
Source: the annotation of a GenBank genome assembly